UUUCGCUAUUCUUCUUGUAAAAUGUCGCCACCGGAACAGAAGCGCAAGCGCGCCAGCUCUUCAGACGACAGCUCCGGGAGCGAUAGCGGAGGCGCACACAACGCACAUGUAUCUGCCGGUCGGUCAGAGGCGACCCGCGAGGACGACGCACGGAUCUCGUACAAGAGCUCCGAAGAGAUAACCCGGUCCAUCCGCACAACCAACCCUGAUCUGCUCGUUCAAGGAUUCACGCACUUCCGAGAGCACCUAAGGCUGUGCACUCGCAAGCCGCGCCACCAGGAGACUGCCGAGGAGCGUGCGCUGCGCGAGUCCAACAAGCGCGUCGUAUUUGAGUGGGCUGAGCUGCCCGAGUCCUUCUCCGAUCUCUCUUCGGCCUGGCAUUUGGCGACCACCAACGCCGUGGCGCGCCUGGACGGCCUGGUGCCCGUGACGCUGGCCAGCCUCCUGGAGGUAUUUGACACGCCAUCGACAAGUCGGCAUGGCAACAAGCUGAUCAGCGUCGUUAUGGAGGGGUUCAUGAAGACGAUUUACCGGGCAUUCUCGACGCCGCGGUCGUUUGCGUGCGCAGCGGUUCUGCAGCUGCUGACGCAGAUGGUAGUGUUUGCUAAUGGCGAGCACGCUGAUGAGAUCCGAAUGGCGUUUGACUGGACGAUCAAGACCUUGGGCCAGCUGCCGUUUAUCAGGGCACAGGGGACGGCCACUGGCAUCCGGAUGCUGUGGAUCCGCUUCGUGAUGUCGUUUUUUGCGGCCGAGCGCUGCACCAGCGCCAAGGAGCUGCUGAGGAGCGGCAGCCUGAUUCGUGAUCUGUUCAAGGGCGUGGAGCAGGACUCGUACCCUGAGCUGAGCGAGUUCCUGCACAAAGUACAUACCGGCAUCGUUACCAAUGAUGAGGUUCGGAGGUCGGACAAAAUAUCGCUGUUUGGCACACGCGUCAUUGAGAUGAUUAUGCGAGCAGCAGACAACCACGAGGUCGUCGAGUUGCGCAGGGUGGGCGUUGCCCAGAUGGAGAUGUUUGCGCCGCAGGUGACCGACGCCGAUCUGCGGUUCCAGAGCGACACAAUAUCGGAUCUGAUCAUCCGGUUUAUGAGCGGGCUGAUGACGCACCCUGGAGUAGGGAUAUGCUUCAAGGAGUAUGGGCUGUACCCGGCGCCGCGCAAGUGGGCCAGCGAGGCCGGCGACAAGGACAGCGAUGGCCUGGACAAUGGCGAUGACGAGGACAUACAGGAUGUUGCGGUCUUGUCGCGCGGCUCUUCUAGGCAGCUGCAGUAUCUGUGCAAUGGCGCAGUCCUGCGGAUCCUCGUCCAGCGCAUCAACCCGUCGCAGUCCAGGCAGCGCACAGAUCUGGCAGUUUCAAUCUUGCGGGCCAGCCCCGAGCUAAUUGCGCCGUUUUGGCGAAACAUCUCGUGCUCGUUCGAGCCGCGGCUCUCGUUGCGGUACCUCGGCAACACCACGCUGGCGCUCAAGAUCCUUGGGCUUCCUCUGCCUGUCCCGAAAGAGGGCGAUCCACAGAGACAUGGGCCGCCGAGGCUCAACACCCUAGUUGAGCACGUCGCGCCAUUCCCACUGACGCGGCUGAUUGUUGGCCGUGGAUUGCAGCACAAGGAUUCGGCGUUGGUGCGGUACCGCAAUCUUCUGAUUAUUGAUCUUGUCUUGCGCAAGCUGGCUAUGGCACGGGCCUGGAUCCAGAGCGAGAUCAAGCUAGGCGACAGUACCAGCAAAUGGGGCGUGUUCGAGAAGCAAUUGCUGGCGGCCGUCAAGCAGAGAAUCCCUGAGUGGAAGGUUGUGAUUUCGGCGCACCAGGAGAUUCAGAGCAAGGCUGCCUCCGAUACGUCGGCGGACGAGGACCUGCGGGAGGCGGAGUGCCAGCGGGCCCUGAUGAGCAAUGUGCUUAUGCGCAUUGUCCACGGCUACCAGGAGCACUUCAAUGAGCUUAUCAUCGAGUCACGAUUCGAAAUCGGAAAGCUCAUUGCUGACAUUAACUUGGCAGAGGUGGUCUCUACGGGAGCUGCCAGCAGCUCAAAGGUGCGCAAUCCUAUGAGCGCGCACACGCUCUUGUAUUUGCUGCAAGUACUUGCAACCACGCCGGCCGCGCACAUCAAGUGGACAGCAAAGGCCAGCGGGUCUUCCACACAGCACACGAAUUUGGGUGUCAUCCUGACCAUCUACUUGUUUGCGGUGCAGCCAGAGCUGCGUCGCAAUGCCCGCACCGUCUGCAUUAACGCGCUGAUGUCAUCGGGGCUGUUUGAUCAUGAGCAUGGGUGCCAUAUGGCAUUCCGCGAGGCCAACUGCUGGCUCGACACCCUGGCUGCACUGACGUCGCCGCUGGCCUGCAGAAAUGUGCGGCUCGGACAGAUCUCGCAGAGCGAUUUGGAGGGUGGCCAGGCGUUGGUUUCAUUCCUCGAGGAUGCUGUUGCGCAGGCUGCCCGGCUGCCGUACAAGUACGUGGACCGGAUCCAGGCGCUGACGUCGGCGGAUUCGCUGCCGUUUAGUCCAUUGCUGCCAGCGGUGGUCGAGGCGGCGCUGCUGAAGGCGUCUAGCGGAAACGGCCCACUGGCGAGCAGGCUGAAGGAUGCCAGCGAGGGCAAGGUUGCUGCCGAGAUGUGUGUGAACCACAUGUUUGCGUUUAUUCGAGAGCUUGUGAGCCGGAUCGCAGAGCUCAAGGGCAAGGGAGCGGCCAAGCAGCUUAGAUCGUUCAUCGAGGGGUGUGCGAAGCAGCUGUUUGACGCACGCCUGGCCAAGGCCGGUGCGAAGGCUGACAAAGAUCACUACAGCAAGGUCGCUGAGGCAUUCAGUACUUCAUUGUCGGGAACACUAACCUAUCUAUCGGCGAUCAAAUCACACAAGGGCAAGAAAACCAAAGCCGACAAGGUACCGAAGAAGCUGGGCAAGGACUUGGCAGACGCGUGCACGAAGAUGGAGUUUGCUGACCCGUCCGAUAUUCUCGACAAACUGGCCCAGGUUCUCCGCCUGCACGCUGAUUCCGCGAAACCGCAGAUGAUCACCCGCUGGCUAGUCGAGCAGGUCGCCGCUAUGCCUGCUGAUGACAUGCGGGCGGCGCUUCCGGUGGUCGCCGUGUGGAUCACGCGCUGUGACUCGCAGAAUGCGUCGCUGUGGUCGUACGCUGGGUUCACCGCACUGGCCCCGGCUCUGCUGAAGCUCGAUGACGCCCAGGUCCGCCUGGUUCUGUUCCGCGCCCUGCUGCUGAGCACCUCAUUUACCGAGCUGAUGGGUGGGGAUCUGGUGAAGCAGCUUUUGACCGCGCUCUUGGUUGCCAGCAGCGGCACAGCGGAGUUCUGCACGUACGCAACUCGGCUGGUGGGCUGGUCGACAAACACGCCUGAUACGCUGGCGUUCGCAUUCGAGCUUGUCACUGCACACGCGACGGCCCGCGGCGUUGAGCCAUUUGUUUUGGAGCGAUAUGCUGAAGCCCUUACCCCCCAGGCCAAUCUUGGCGAUUCGGAUUUGCAGCAGGCGUUUGAUUUCUACGUCUGCAAACUGGCGCGCAAGUCGAACAAGGACUGUGCAGCUGCUGCCAGGGUGUGGCAUGCACUGACUAGACGCGUUGCCGACUGCGUCACUGCGUCUGCCGACAGGCCAAGCGAGCACUCGCUAAUGUUGCUGCGCACCAUUGCACCUGUGAUCGGAUCGGAAGCGCGUGCCACUCUAGCAGCGGCCCUGGGCGCUGUUAUUGAGCGCGACUCUGCUGACGCUGAUCUGCUGCCGUCGCUGAUUUCGACAACAUACACGCUGCUUGACGACCAUUCGGAGUCAAGCGGCAGCUUGGUGGCAGUCAAGGAGAAGCUGUCGGUGCGGAUCAUUGGCCUGUGGACGGCGCGGCUGAGCGGGAAAGAGGGCAGCUCACAAAACGCCAGCGCACUGGAGCACACUGUCAAGCGGGUCACUGCGCUGCCUGGGUUUUUGACAGGCUCGGUGCAGUCCAAGCUCGUUGACAGAAUUGCCCAAGCAAAAUCCGCGUUGGUGCAUUUUGACCAGCGGUACUCGGCUGGCGACAAUGUCGUAGAUGUGCUGGCUGUGGUUUGCAAUCUGUGGCAGCGUGCAGACAUCGACGGCGCGUUCGGCGAAGAUGCAGGCAAGCGAGAGAUUCUUGCUCGCCUUCUGGCUGCUGAUGGCCAGCUGCGCAAGACUGUGUGGCAGUGGGUUGUUGAAAACACGCAGUGCAAGAGCUCGUCGCACCAGGCAUGGCUCCUGGUCUGGCUCCUGGCGAAUUUGGCCCAGGCGUGCUCCACGCAGGACUCGUAUGGCCGCAUUAGCUGGGGUAAGGCUGAUAUGGCAAGCGAUGUCAGGGCCAAGUUACUGGACACAGCGAGCCGCAUUGCCCCGGAUCAGCUGGCAAACGACUCUGAGCUGGUGUUUGCUAUGAGCGCUGCAAUCCAGGGCACAGCAGACCCUGCAAUUGCCGACGCUCUCUGCGAGGAAGCCACUUCGAACCGUGCAGCUGCUUUGCGCUCAAAGCUGCUGCGUGUGUGCGAGUAUCCGACCGAGCUCACGGCCCAUUUUGAAGCACUGGCAGAAACACUCAGCCUGAGCCGGGAACUGGCCAGCCAGAGCGAGUUUGCAUCCAUGGAUGUGCUUGCCAGUGCCUGCGAGUUCAGCCUGCGCUUCCAGUUGGACCACUUUACCAGACCCGACGCCAUGGAUGUCGAUGUGUCGGUGGACGAUACUGAGGUGGCCAAGACCGCGGUUUCCAGCUUGUUCAGUGGCUUGGAUAUGCUCAUUGGCGAUAUCUGCUCGCCGUUCUCUAUCGCCUCAGGGUGGAAGGAGUCCGAAGUCCAGGCUGCCAGCACCAAGUACCCGGUGUCCGUGUACAGGCUGCUUGCAUUUGUCGCCCAGACCGUGCAGACUGUCACAGAGGCGUACCAGCUGACACCAGAUCCGGAGCUCAAGUGGUUUGAUGCCCUGAAGCAGCUCCUCAACUGCCGCUGCUUCAUUUCACGCAUACAGGACGCGCAGCUGCGCGAUCCACUGGCACUGCUCAUAUCUGCGCUGUGGAACCUGGCGAAGCCGUCGCUAUCGCGCUGGUCGGCAUCCCUGGAUGACUACUUGUGCUUGGACGAACUUGAGAGUCUGGUCGGUGCCUAUGGCGGCAGCCGGUUGUUGGCAGACAAAAUCCUGCUCAGAGUUAUUGGCGACUACGAGGCAACGACACGGCAAAGUGUGAUGCGCGGCUUGUUGCUGUUUGGCCCCUCCGCAGCCAAGACAUAUAUCCGAGACCGGAUCGGACGGAUCGCGUACCUGAUCGACAGAAACGAAAAUGACGUGGGUGUCGUCGAUGAGGAUGUCAUUGCCCGGGCCAUUGUUAACAUCGAUAGCGGUAGGCUGUUCCGCUCGGUGCUAAACUUCCCAGUUGAACAGACCGAUGAUGGCUCACCGGUUCAGCAGAUGCUGGCAGUUCAAUUCGGAGCCGCAGUGGAGACUGACAAGGAGCAGCUGGGCCAAGUCUACGACCACGAAUUCGUGCUUAGGUGGGUCUGGUCGAUCGUGGCAUCCGGCCACACAUUUGACAUUCGUCGGCUGUUUGACAUUAACGCUGCCGGCGUUGCGUUUGUUGCCUUAUCCUCAGCCAGCGAGAAGACCCGCAAGCUGGCGUACUUCAUCCUUGACGCACUCUACCCGAUUCUCACCAGUGCGCAGAGACUGGGUGGCCAGCGCCAGUAUCUUCUGCUGUUCAACAGCCUGCGCAACGCUAUCACGGAGCGCACCCAGUGGGAGUACCCGCGCGUGCCUCUAACCAUGACCAUGUUUGCCGCCUCGUCCCUGAACGUCCUGAUGCACCCUGACCACGUCAUGUUUGGCCACGUCAACAAGCACCUUCUGUCCAAGCCUUAUUUGAGCGCUGACGAGAUCCCACUGCUGCGUUCGGCGAUGAAGUCAACGACAAACACGAAGCGCGAGCGCGUGCAUAUUCUGAGGAUGGCGGCACAGAGCGCCCGGUCGUUUGACGGCUCGUCGGACGCGUUCCGCCGCGCCAAUGUCGCCAACAUUCUGUUCACACUGGCGUCGAAUCCCUUGGGCGAUGUGCUGACCAGCAGAGCGGCAAUGACCAUGGCGUUUAAUUUGACUGGCAGACAAAACUCUGACGGGCUACUGCAGCAUGUGUCUAAGCGUCGCCCGUCGCUGCUGACCUGGAUCCGCCAGCAGGUCUCUCUGCAGCUGAAUGCUUUGCUAGGGGCGGCGUCGUUGGUGAAGGCCGAGGGAGCUACAGGAAACACGUUUAUUGCGACUCAGCAGAUGCAGGCAGCGCUGAUCAACCUGCUUGCGUUUGCACGACUACUGGCGAGAAUUGUCGGAAACUUUUCGCUGGGCGCAGACGGCAAGGAAUUCAGCCGCUUCUGGGCCGUCAAGUCGCAGGACCAGGCGAACGCCUCCGGCCAGAGCAUCGUUAUCAGUGUGGUGCAGCACGUGCUUGAUGGAGCUGCCAGAGCUAUGGCUAUGGCUGGCUGGCGGAGCCCGGGUGUUGUCAGAACCGCUCUAGCUCUGGUUCACACGUCAGUUGACAUUGCCGUGACUCUGUCCGAUAUGCAGUCAUACGCUGGCGGCAAGUCGACUGCGCUGGAGUCCUCGCCGAUCGCCUCGCUUGCCAUCCAGGCACUCAAGCCAUUAGAGCCAGCCAUUGCUCAGCCUAGCGAACCCAGUGGCAGUGAGCCGGGAUCAAUCGAGACUGUCGUCUUGUCCCAGUUCUCGGAGUCACUAUUUGCUGCUGGUGUUAGCCCGAUAGACGAGUACCGCGCCUGUGUCGAAUCGCUGCUGCUCUGGACGUGCUCGUUGGGAAAGGGAUCGGCCGAGGUCAUUAGCCGUGUUCUGGCGUCAAAUGCCCCCAGCUCCACCAAGAUUGUCUCGUGGAUCCGCCGCACAGACUUCUAGCCUAGGUACCUAGUGGCUUUUUAGUUUAUUUUGAGUCACAAAACGAUAAUGCAGUCGUACCAUUUUUC
Messenger RNA from Linderina pennispora, 6950 nucleotides. RefSeq lists its product as uncharacterized. The transcript is spliced from 2 exons. Gene Ontology annotation, cellular component: nucleolus. The record is from RefSeq and is a predicted model, not a curated record. Lineage: Eukaryota; Fungi; Kickxellomycota; Kickxellomycetes; Kickxellales; Kickxellaceae. The coding region runs from base 22 to 6882 and encodes 2286 amino acids. Gene Ontology annotation, biological process: maturation of 5.8S rRNA from tricistronic rRNA transcript (SSU-rRNA, 5.8S rRNA, LSU-rRNA); maturation of LSU-rRNA from tricistronic rRNA transcript (SSU-rRNA, 5.8S rRNA, LSU-rRNA).